AUGCUCAACCAAGCACUUCGAAUGUUAGAUGGCGAUAUAAUCAUUAACAUGGGUUUCUUCCUACGAGAUAUACAUCAACAAAUUCAACAGCUGUACGAACAACAGGUCAGUACUUAUGGUAGAAAAUCUUUUAUAGUUUAUCGUGGACAAGGUCUUAUGAAAUCAGACUUCGAAAAACUUCAAAGAACAGAAGGCGGUCUAAUGUCAUUUAACAAUUUCUUGUCCACCAGCAAAGAUGAAGAAGUAUCUAUCGGUUACGUUCGCAUCGCUUCAACAGAACCAGACAAGGUGGGUAUUCUUUUUAUAAUCUCGAUUGAUCCGUGUAUUAAAUCAACACCAUUUGCCUGCAUUACUGCACAUAGUUAUUACAAGGCACAAGAAGAAGAAGUUCUCUUCUCAAUGCACAGCGUGUUUCGAGUGGGUACCAUUAAACAAAUCGAUGAUAACAAUCAACUUUAUCAGGUUGAAUUACAAUUAACAUCGGAUGAUGAUCAACAAUUACGAUUACUAACUGAUCGGAUACGAGUAGAAGCUGGUGGUGAUACGGGUUGGAAACGAUUGGGCAGCUUAUUGCUUAAAAUUGGUCAAUUUAAUAAAGCGGAAAAACUUUAUAACGUAUUACUCCAACAGACAUCUGAUGAGAGUGAAAAAGCGUUUUAUUAUAAUCAAUUGGGAUUAGUGCAUUCAAGUAAAGGCGAUUAUGAAAAGGCUAUUUGCCAUUUCGAGCAGGGACUUGAAUUUGAUGAAAAAACUCUCCCUUUAAAUCAUCCUUAUUUGGCUACUUCAUACAACAACAUCGGUUUGGUGCUUAAAAAGAUGGGAGAGUACUCGAAAGCACUUUCAUAUUACGAAAAAGCACUUGAAAUUGAUGAAAAAAUUCUUCCUUCAAAUCAUCCUGAUUUGGCUGCUUCAUAUAGCAACAUAGGCAUGGUGCAUAAAAAAAUGAGAGAAUACUCGAAAGCACUUUCAUAUUAUCAAAAAGUACUUGAAAUUGACGAAAAAAAUCUGCCUUCAAAUCAUCCUGAUUUGGCUACUUCAUACCACAACAUCGGUUUGGUGCAUAAAAAGAUGGGAGAGUACUCGAAAGCACUUCCAUACUAUGAAAAAGCACUUGAAAUUGAUGAAAAAAUUCUUCCUUCAAAUCAUCGUGAGUUGGCUACUACAUACAAUAACAUCGGUUUGGUGCAUAAAAAGAUCGGAGAGUACUCGAAAGCACUUUCAUACUACGAAAAAGCACUUGAAAUUGAUGAAAAAACUCUCCCUUUAAAUCAUCCUGAUUUGGCUACUUCAUACAACAACAUCGGUUUGGUGCAUAAAAAGAUCGGAGAGUGUUCGAAAGCAUUUUCAUUUUACGAAAAAGCACUUGAAAUUCGACAAAUAUCUCUUCCUUCAGAUCAUCCUGACUUGGCAACCUCAUACAACAAUAUCGGUUUUGUGUAUCGCAAUAUGAAAGACUAUUCAAAAGCACUCUCAUAUUUUGAACGUGCUCUGGACAUAUAUCAGCGUGCGUUACCUGCUACUCAUCCUGAUAUUAAAGACGUGAAAGAAAGUAUUGAAACUAUAAGAAAAGAAAUUACAAAAAAAUAG
Adineta steineri is the source of this 1587-nucleotide messenger RNA. The record is from the annotation of a GenBank genome assembly. NCBI's taxonomy places the organism in Eukaryota, Metazoa, Rotifera, Eurotatoria, Adinetida, Adinetidae.